Messenger RNA from Empidonax traillii (willow flycatcher), 2864 nucleotides. RefSeq names its product centrosomal protein 95 (gene CEP95). Lineage: Eukaryota; Metazoa; Chordata; Aves; Passeriformes; Tyrannidae. Gene Ontology annotation, cellular component: spindle pole; centrosome. The record is from RefSeq and is a predicted model, not a curated record. The transcript is spliced from 20 exons.
CCCGCCCAAUGAGCGCGCGGCACGCGGUUUAAAUGGCGGGGCGGGCGCCGAUGGCCGUUGGUGCCGCCAUGGGCAGCGCUGAGGGCACAGAUUGGGUUGACGUUGCCAAUGGUCUUUUGAGGAGCUGUCACAUAAACCAGCACAUAAAGCAUCUCUCGGAAUGUGGUGCUGACGUGUUUGUUCGUCUUUAUGAGUCAAUCUUGGGAGAAAAAGUACCAGAUUUCAUAGCUACUCCGAGGAGCCAAGAGGAUGAUGCACACAAUGUACAAGCAGUAAUAGAUUCCCUGGCACUGGACUAUUUGCAGGUCAGCUUGUCUCACAUCACUGGUGAGAACAUUGUGAAAGGAGAGAGGGAAUCUAUCAAAAACCUCCUGGAAAUAUUUGAUGGUUUGUUAGAGUAUCUGACAGAAGCCAGUGAAUCUUCUUCUCGCACUGGAGCUGAAGCAAAUGUGCUGUCCAGUCAUGAAAUUCAAACUGCAUCUCAAGAGCAGCUGGAAGGCAACACUGAUCAACUUACAGAGCAUUCAAUACCCUCGUCAGCUGAAGGGUCCCACUCAGAGUAUUUCCUUCUAACCUGUGAUGCAGAUGGCUCAGAAUCCACCGGUGAAUUAAUUAGGCUUGGAGACACUGCUCAUUCAUUUUCCAGGAGAGAGGAAGGUGAGUUUGGAUGAAAAAACAUUAAAGACCACUCUGUGGUAACACUUCUAGGCUUUUUUUGUUGUCACAGGUGACACCUCAAGUCCUUUGUGUUUGUCUCUGCAGGGUGGAUGGAAUCUGUUCCUGCUGCUGAGCCCCUCAAAGAGGGGGUGGGUGCCAGUGCCACCAAACUGGGGGAGCCCAUCCAGCAAGCCAUUCCUCUGCUGCCCCCCUUCCAGCCUUCACACCCUGCCUGGAGAGGUUUCCACAGCUCACACAGACAGGCAGCAGCUUUGGUAAGCAGCCAGAAAAUUCCUGCUCUUGAAGAGUCACCUACUGAAAAAUCUGAUGAUGAUUCUGGUAGUCUCCUUCUAUCAAGAAAGAUCCCUGAGGGCCCAGUGCAGGCUGAAGCAUCAGCUCACACUUCCCUGUCAUCUGCUGCUGCAGUGGGAGCCCAGGUGGGUGAUGCUGAGGACAAUGGGAGAAAGGUUCCUCUGGAACAUGAGCCUUCUGUAUCUGCUUCCUCUUCAGAUGAAAAAUUCUCCCUGCAAUUUGAACAAUUAACACAAACUCCAAGACCAGAAUCCAGGUACCUGCCUGGAACACCAAGAUACGAAACUUCUACCACAGAUUCAUUUGAAGAUUCCCUUUCCCAGGGAGCAACCAAGAAGAAGCUGCCUGAGCAGGAGCUCCACGAGGCAUCAGAAAAACUGUCUCGCAGGCUCAACGAGCUGGAUUUGAUGUUAAAGAGAGCUUUGGGGGAGUGCAGCAGAGAAGAGCUGCCAGAUGAAGACAACCUGUCCCAGCACAGUGACAGUGUCAUGGACUAUGGGCACAGGACAGCUGGGAGAGCUCCAAGGUUCCCAAGCAGACCACGAUCCCUUUCUCCACCCUCCCACUUUUAUCAGCAUCAGGAAGAUAAACUGUGUGGUAAUGAACACAUAAAGACAAUCCGCUGCCAGCUGCAAAAAGAGAGGGACGAAAGAACAAGAAAAGCAAAGAUUGUCAAUAAAGCUUAUGAAGAUGAACUAAGGAUUUAUGAAGCCAGGGAGAGGCUUAGACUUUGCAAGCUCAGAGAAGUCCUCAAGGAAAUUGAACGAGAAUACAAAGAAAACAUCUUUAAAGAACCUCCAAAAGUGUCUCAGCCAGUGAAAGUUUAUUCUAGAAAAACCACACCUUGGAAUCCCAGAUCCAGCCAGUGGAUUCCAAAACGAGGGACCAUGAAGCCAAAGCAAGCAGAUCCAAUGACAAUAAGGGACAACGAGCUCCUGGUGAAGCUGCUGCAGGAGUUUCCCUCCCUGCACAUCUCCCACCGCACCCUGAACAAAAUGUGGGAGCGGCAGCUGGCACAAACAGAGCACCUGCAGGCAGCCCCUGCCAGAGCCAGACCAAAGCUCCUGAAUGAGGUUCAACAAGCCCUGAGGAAGCAUGAGCUUCUUGCUGCAAUUAUUAAAAAGGACCAAGAGCACAGCAAGAGACUGCAAGAAUUCAAGACCCGCAUCUCCCGGCAGAAAUGGGCUCAGAACAAAGUGACCGAGAAGCGGCAGCAGGUGGCUCGAGCCAGGAGGUACUAUGAGGAUUACAGGGUGCAGCUGAGGGCCAAGCUGAUGAGAGCCAGGACACGGGAGGAGAAGAUCUUUAAAAGUUUAUUUGAAGAAGGUUUAGAAAUUCAGAAGCAAAGACUGAGGGACCUGAGGGCGUACGCUCAGGAGAAGCGCGAUGAGCAACGGCGAGAGCACCAGAACGAGCUGGAGUCCAUGGAGAACUACUACAAGGGUCAGUUUGCCAUGCUGGCAGAAGCACUGUCUCAAGAAUUCCAGCAAAUCCAAACCAGAGAGAAAGCACAAGCACAGAUGCUACAGAAAUCCAAAAGGGAACUGAGAUCAAAGAUGGAGAAGGAAAUCCAGCAGCUGCAAGCAGCAAUCAUGCACAACGACGACGACACCUUUUUCCAAGAACUCGAAGCAGACAGACUGAGAUCCAGACUGCAGAUGGCUUCCUUCCAGUACAGCCAAGGCCACUUCUUGUAAGACUUAGGUAAAUGUCACUGGCUGAGAGGAUGAGAUCUCUGAUGGCUGCUGUAAUGGGAAGAUGGUGUGUGGCUGGUUUUUUUUUUACUCCAGAACAUUUGCUCUGUCAUUUUGACCUGUCAGGGGUGUAGCUGCUGGGAACUGGGAUCCCCACAGCACUUUUAUGAUCACCAAUAAAGUUUUUGAAGUACUUUCUAC